AUGGAGUUUCCCGCCUUCACUACUUUCCGGCCAUCUUCUCCCUUCCCUUAUCCUCCCAACAGUCCCCUCCUCUCCUCCAAAUGCUCGUUCCGUCGCCGCAGACAAUUCAACUUCCGGCGAAGCACUUGCCGCUGCAAGCUGUCAUCACUUCGAGUAACGGCGACCGCGGCAAGCAACAGCGGACCUGCCGAUGUGGACAGCGAAGUGAAUUGCGACGAGUUUUGGGGGAACUCCGAGUUCGUCGAAGUCGUCGGCAUCGGAAGCCGCAACGACGCCGUUUUCGACUUCUGUAUGGAAUCGCCGUUCCGGUUUUCGUCUCUGCGAUUCUGGAAUAUUGUGAUUAGGGACUCAAUGAAGGCGCAAUUACAACGGCGGAUCGUCGGAAAAGAUGUGGCUCCAAUGGUGUUUGAAGCGCCGAUGUCUUCAAAGUCGUGCGCAAAGGCUGUUAUACUUGUGGCAAGUGCGGGAUACGGCUUGGAUCUCAUUACCGCGAUUGAUAUACUCAAAACGAUAAGAUCUGCAAAUGGAUUUGUGGUUACUAUUAUAAUGAAACCAUUCAGCUUUGAAGGACAGAGGCGCCAAGAUGAGGCGAAAAAUCUCAUGGAAAAACUUCAGGAGCACACAAAUUUACUUAUUGGUCUUGAUACUGAUAUGUUACUGAAAAAGGACUUGGUAACUUUGGAUGAGGCCGUCAAGACUGCAAAUAAUGCUGUUUUAAUGGCAAUAGCUGCUGUAUCUGUUCUAACAUCUGAUAUACACAGAAAGUUUAUUGAUGCAUCCCAUUAUGAUGUGAAAGAAAUCGAAGUUUCAGAAGUUGUGCAAGUUCUGGAAAGAUUUAAAGAAGCAAAAAUUGGAUUCGGUGCUGGCUACAACAUCAAAACUUCAAUUUUACGAUCCAUGUAUGACUGCCCUUUCCUGAGUGUGGGUGUAAAGGACUUGGAUGGAAUGGUUAUAUGCAUUGUUGCAAGUUCAGGUGCUAUUGAUAACAGCGAUGUACAGGAAACUUUGCGUACUUUUCGUCAAACUACAGAAUACGAAGGAGAAAUCUUAAUCUCUACAAUUCGUGAACCCAGUCUAGAGCCCAACUUGCUAGUCACAACAGUUUUUAUCUUAGGUUUUGCUGAAAAGCAGGUUUCUCAGAAAAGUAGCAUCUUGUCUGGACUGGCUCAGCAUUUUCCGUUCUUUUUCAAUCUAUUUAGUAGACACCAAUCGCAAAUAAAUGACACUCAGGAAAGUCCAUCACUUCAAAAUGCCAUUUCUGAAGAGAUAGAUUCACCAGAUUCUGGUGAGCUGGGAAAGAUAAAUGGUGUUGAUGUUAAAGCUGAAGAUUUUAAUAAUUAUUUUGAAGAACCUCAGACCGAAACUAACAGAAACUACAAUGAACUCCACAAUUCCAGUAGUGGAUCUGAGCAAGCUGAUAUUAAAUCGUCUGGUUUAUAUGAUCCAAUCACUGAAGAAACUCAUGCUUUCCAAAGGCAACCGCUUGUUAGUUGGAACUUGGGGCAUGAUUAUCAGAUUGCAAAGGAUUGGGGGAAAGAGAAGGGUGUUGAAGAUGGAGCUACUCUGAUGCUUGAUAACAUGAGUAUCUUCUGCCUUCCAGUUGGUGUGAGGUCUCCAGAAGAGUUGAAGGACAAUGAUUCAUUUCCAACACAAAAGUUGGAAAAGAAAAGUAAGGAUGAUGUCAAAGUACAACCAGCUGCGAAUCUAAGCAUGUCUUCUUGGAGUCCAUUGAAUGACACAAGUCUUGAGGCAGUGAAAGAAUUUUAUAAUUCGACAUCAGCUCUUGUUAAAGGAAAAGAUGCUGAAAAUCCCAAGCAAGGGAAUCUCUCUGCCCGUGCAGCAUCCAUGCUGGAAGCAGAACGGGAUUCACCAAAAAAGUGGAGUCCUAUGGUGGAGAUGCAAUACAGAGGAGGGAUUUACAAAGGAAGAUGUCAAGGAGGUCUUCCUGAAGGAAAGGGUCGUUUAGUUCUUGGAGAUGGAAGCAUCUAUGAUGGUAUGUGGCGCUAUGGAAAAAGAUCAGGUAUGGGUAAAUUCUACUUCAGUAAUGGGGAUGCGUUCCAGGGAUCAUGGAGGGAUGAUUUCAUACAUGGCAAGGGUUGGGUUUAUUUUCACACUGGGGACCGAUGGUUUGCAAACUUCUGGAAAGGAAAGGCCAAUGGUGAAAGUCGCUUUUAUUCAAAGUCUGGUGAUGUCUUCUUUGGCAAUUUCCAAGAUGGUUGGCGACAUGGCCAGUUCAUUUGCAUCGAUGUUGAUGGAACAAGGUGUAUUGAGAACUGGGAUCUAGGUGUUCUUGUAAGCCGUAAGCUGGACUGUGAUAUUGGUGAUGAUGGUUAAAGUCUUGUAAUUAUCUUGUAAAUUCACUAAAUUGCAUUACCUUAUCCUAUCUGUGUAUUUCACCUUUAAGGGCAGGUGUAGGUUUUAAAUUCAUUGGCAUUCUGUAUCUAUCCACAGCUUCUGUAUUGGAGUCUUAUUUGUUUUGGUCUGAUGUAAGCUACGAGGGUAGCCCCUAUGAAAUU
This is a messenger RNA of Fragaria vesca subsp. vesca, 2516 nucleotides long. RefSeq names its product protein ACCUMULATION AND REPLICATION OF CHLOROPLASTS 3-like. The transcript has 16 exons. The coding region runs from base 1 to 2334 and encodes 777 amino acids. Gene Ontology annotation, biological process: chloroplast fission. Lineage: Eukaryota; Viridiplantae; Streptophyta; Magnoliopsida; Rosales; Rosaceae. Gene Ontology annotation, cellular component: extrinsic component of plastid membrane; chloroplast outer membrane; cytosol. The record is from RefSeq and is a predicted model, not a curated record.